Messenger RNA from Phaethon lepturus (White-tailed tropicbird), 2188 nucleotides. RefSeq names its product CREB3 regulatory factor (gene CREBRF). The record is from RefSeq and is a predicted model, not a curated record. Lineage: Eukaryota; Metazoa; Chordata; Aves; Phaethontiformes; Phaethontidae. Gene Ontology annotation, biological process: response to unfolded protein; regulation of transcription by RNA polymerase II. Gene Ontology annotation, molecular function: DNA-binding transcription factor activity, RNA polymerase II-specific; RNA polymerase II transcription regulatory region sequence-specific DNA binding. Gene Ontology annotation, cellular component: nucleus. The transcript is spliced from 9 exons. The coding region runs from base 170 to 2188 and encodes 672 amino acids.
AAAUCUACAAAUAGAAAAGCUCCAUCAGGGUGAACUGAAGUUAUCCUAAGGAAAAAUUUCAUUGCAUGGAUUGUGUAAACUCACUGAGACUGAAGUAAAGCUGGAAAGGAAUCUACAAGUGAAUAAAACAAGAAGUUUGGAAUUGGAUUUGGGGAAUCUGGGCUUGGAAAUGCCUCAGCCCAGUGUGAGUGGAAUGGACCCUCCUUUUGGGGAUGCCUUUCGGAGCCAUGUGUUUUCAGAGCAGACUCUGAUGAGCACGGAUCUCUUGGCAAGCAGUUCAGAUCCAGACUUCAUGUAUGAACUGGACAGAGAAAUGGACUAUCAGCAAAGCUCCAGAGACAACUUACUUUCAAUGGAGGACUGCAAAGACCUUGAGAACUUGGAGUCUUUUACGGACAUCCUGGACAAAGAAGCUGCUCUCACCUCAAAGUGGGAGCAGUGGGACACCUACUGUGAAGACUUAACUAAGUACACUAAAUUAACCAGCUGUGACAUCUGGGGAACAAAAGAGGUGGAUUACCUGGGCCUUGAUGAUUUUUCAAGCCCAUACCAAGAUGAAGAGGUGAUAAGCAAAACACCAACACUGGCUCAGCUUAACAGUGAGGACUCCCAACCUGUUUCUGAUUCACUCUAUUACCCUGAUUUGCUCUUUAGUGUAAAACAAAACCCCUUAAAUUCUUUGUUACCUGGCAAAAAAAUUGCAACCAGAGCAGCAGCCCCAGUCUGUUCCUCCAAGAACGUUCAGGCUGAGGCACCUUUGUCGGACUGUGUUCAGAAGGCAAGCAAACCUGCAACUCAGCCUGCUUCCAGUACACAAAUCAUGGUGAAGACCAAUGUGUACAAUAAUGAAAAGGUGAACAUUCAUGUUGAAUGUAAAGACUAUGUUAAAAAGGCAAAAGUAAAGAUCAAUCCUUUACCACAGAGCAGACCAGUGCUGAGCCAGACACAUGCUGAUGCAGCGAAGGAAAACACCUGUUAUUGUGGUGCUGUAGCAAAGAAACAAGAAAGAAAAGGAAUAGAGUCCACGCAUAGUCAGAGUACGCCUCCUAUUUUGCCUUUUAAAGAGACUCAAGAACUGCUUCUCAGUCCACCCCAGGAAACCCCAGGGCUUAUUGUGGGGGAGAGCAGUCUUUCUGCCAGCACAUCAGUGUCAGAUUCUUCACAGAAGAAAGAGGAGCACAACUAUUCUCUUUUUGUAACAGACAGUUUGGGUGAACAGUCAGCCAAAGGAGAUCCUGAAGAAGAUGAGGAUGAUGAGGACGAUAUUGAAGAUGAGGACCAUGAUGAAGGAUUCGGCAGUGAGCAUGAGCUGUCUGAAAAUGAUGAUGAGGAAGAAGAUUAUGAGGAUGAUAAAGAUGACGACAUCAGCGACACUUUCUCAGAACCAGCAGUAACACUUAGUGGGUCUUCAAAGGAUACUGAAUUCCUCUCUCCUGCAUGUAGAAAUGGAGCCUUAACAACAGAAAUAAGAACUAACCUUCACCUAGAAGGGUAUGAAAAUGAUUCUGUGGAGGAUUUAAAAGAAAUGACUGCAAUAUCCUCUCGGAAAAGAGGCAAGCGAAGAUACUUCUGGGAGUACAGCGAGCAACUAACACCAUCACAACAAGAAAGAAUGCUGAGGCCAUCUGAGUGGAAUCGAGAUACGUUACCAAGUAACAUGUAUCAGAAGAAUGGUCUCCAUCAUGGAAAAUAUGCAGCAAAGAAGUCACGGAGGACUGAUGUAGAAGACCUGACUCCCAACCCCAGAAAACUUCUACAGAUUGGUAAUGAACUGAGGAAGCUGAAUAAGGUGAUCAGUGACCUGACGCCAGUCAGUGAACUUCCCUUAACUGCCAGACCGAGGUCAAGAAAAGAAAAGAACAAGCUGGCUUCCAGGGCUUGUAGACUAAAAAAGAAAGCCCAGUAUGAAGCCAAUAAAGUAAAACUCUGGGGUCUCAACACGGAAUAUGAUAACUUACUGUUUGUGAUCAAUUCCAUUAAACAAGAAAUAGUUAAUCGGGUGCAGGUACCUAAAGAUGAUAGAGGGGUCAACAUGGAACAGAAGUUGAACGUACUUAUUAAAGACACUCUUGGGCUACCUGUAGCUGGACAGACAUCAGAAUUUGUGAAUCAAGUUUUAGAGAAGACUGCAGAAGGAGACCCCACCGGUGGCCUUGUAGGGUUGCGAAUACCAAUGUCAAAAGUUUAA